AUGUGCCAAUGUAAGCGUAUAAUCUUUUCUAAAAAUCCGUUUACAGAUAAAUGCUGCCACGAAGCAUUUUUUCAAGCACCUGUUGAAGUGAAAAAUUUUAUAUUAGAAGAUCAUGGAGAUAUUGUAAGAACAAAUGAUCCAAUAUUGAUAAGUAUUGCUGCUUAUCUUAUUGAAAAUAUUAAUAAAGCUAAAACUCUUUGUGCUUUACAUAGUUCAAAUGAUGAAUAUGAAAGUUACCAAAAGGUGUGCAACAAAUUAUGCGACUAUUUGAAUAAAUGGUUAAAUGAAAAAUGUGCUAUAUAUACAUUUAGCGGAAACUGUCAUAACAAUAAGGAAAAAUGGAAUAAAUAUAUUGAAAAAUUGUGGAUUUUGUUAAAAAAAGUAGAUCAUUCAAAAAAUUGGUGUGAGAGAAAAACAAGAGUAUAUUCAUUAGAAUUUCCUAAUAAUUUAAUACCCGAUAUUUGCAAUAAUAACAAUAUUAGUUUAUCCCUUUCUAAUUUUGAUGAUAAAGCAAAAAUUCAGCAGAUUGUACAUAGUUCCUUAUCUAGUAAAACAUAUUAUAUAUCUAGUUCUUCCGCUAUCGGAUAUACAAUAUUUGGGAUUAUUAUAAUAAUUAUUAUUUUAUAUAACGUAAUACAAAUUAUACAAUUAUUCCCUUUUAGUCCCGAGAAUUCUAGGAUAAGAAAAAUAAUGAGAGAGGGUAAAAGUGCGUUAAGAAACAUUUAUAAUAAAUUGACACAAGAAAUAUAUAAACCUUACAUAAAUUAUGAUAAAUUGUCGGAAACUACAGGUUUCAAUGUAUUAUAUAAUAAUUUUAAGAGUAGAAAUAUUUAA
Molecule: messenger RNA, 834 nt
Organism: Plasmodium gonderi
Lineage: Eukaryota; Apicomplexa; Aconoidasida; Haemosporida; Plasmodiidae
Product: variable surface protein
Exons: 3
Coding region: 1-834 (277 amino acids)
Source: RefSeq, a predicted model, not a curated record